Hibiscus syriacus is the source of this 1716-nucleotide messenger RNA. Its product is annotated as probable polygalacturonase. The transcript has 5 exons. The record is from RefSeq and is a predicted model, not a curated record. Bases 50 to 1342 code for a protein of 430 amino acids. Gene Ontology annotation, biological process: carbohydrate metabolic process. Gene Ontology annotation, molecular function: polygalacturonase activity. NCBI's taxonomy places the organism in Eukaryota, Viridiplantae, Streptophyta, Magnoliopsida, Malvales, Malvaceae.
UUGGAAAUUUUUACCUUUAAUUCUUUCAGUUUACAGCAAUCGAAAAAAAAUGGAAUCUGAGAAGCCAAAUUAUGGUGCAAUAAUGGUUUACUUCACAAAGCCUUCAUGGGCUUUCCUUGUUCUACUCUUUACAGUCAUAUCAAUCUUCUCUCUUCAAAUCUUUCCAAAAUCUAUUCUUCCGUUUCCGUUCUUUCCCGUUUCUGGAUCAUCCGGACCCCACUUCGAAUCCAGUUUUGAUCCCGGAAGUUGCGCCGCGUUUUUCGGGGAGUUUCCGAUCAGGAAACACGUUAUGUCGUUGAAGGACUUCGGGGGAGUUGGCGAUGGCAAAACGUCUAGAUAUUACCUUGACCCUGAGGAAUGGCCUAUUGUAGAGCCAUUGCCUUCUUAUGGUAGAGGGAGAGAGAGAUUGGGAGGAAGACACAUAAGCCUUAUUCAUGGAAAUGGUCUUACCAAUGUUGUCAUUACAGGGAAUAAUGGGACAAUUGAUGGUCAAGGUCGAAUGUGGUGGGAAUUGUGGUGGAACAGAACACUAAACCACACGAGAGGCCACCUUGUAGAGCUAAUGAACUCUCACAACAUUCUUAUCUCUAACUUAACCUUCCAGAAUUCGCCGUUUUGGACCAUUCAUCCUAUUUACUGCAGCAAUGUAGUUGUUAAGGGCAUGAAAAUAUUGGCUCCACUGAAUGCCCCAAAUACUGAUGGAAUAGACCCAGACUCAAGUACCAAUGUAUGCAUUGAAGACUGCUAUAUCGAGAGUGGAGAUGAUCUUGUAGCAGUGAAAAGUGGAUGGGACCAAUAUGGCAUCAGAAUGGCACGACCAAGCUCAAACAUAAAAGUGAGGAGAAUCUCAGGCACUACACCAACUUGUUCAGGUGUUGGUAUUGGGAGUGAGAUGUCUGGAGGGAUUUUUAAUGUAACUAUCGAAGAUAUGCACGUUUGGAAUUCGGCAGCUGGGGUCCGUAUAAAGACUGACAAGGGAAGAGGGGGAUACAUUGCGAAUAUCACCAUAAGAAAUAUAACUAUGGAACGAGUCAAAAUUCCUAUUAGGCUCAGUAGAGGCUCCAAUGAUCACCCAGACGACGGAUGGGAUCCUAAGGCCAUGCCUAAAAUAAAGGGGAUUUUCAUUAGUAACAUUUUUAGUUUGAAUUCAACAAAGGCUCCGGUACUGGCUGGUAUUCACGAUGCAUCAUUUGAAGGGUUAUGCUUCAAGAACCUUACCUUACUUGGACUUUCCCCAACUGCAGCAUGGCACUGUGAGUUUGUUUCCGGUUGUGCAGAUUCAGUGUUCCCAUUGCCAUGUCCCCACUUGCAGAACAAUGGCUCCUCAGCAUGUUGCUCAUAGGCUCAAAGUUUCAAGGUGAGUUCCUUCCCGAGUGCAUAUGGAAUUUUCACCCAUGGACACAGACACUUCGAACAAAUCAGACCAUAAAGGUGAACCAUAUGAUAAAAAUGACAAGGGUUUGAGUUGCUCAUGAAAUUAUGGUCUGGAUGGAGGAGAUGGUCCAAUUUUGUGAGAUUAGAUAUGAGAUUCAUGCAUACUGCAUUUUUGUCAAAAUACAUAUCAUUCAUUGAGCAGUUGGGUUGCUUGGGUUGACAGUUUUUUUUCUGGUUUUGACUGUAUUACAGUGUGAUGUUAAGUGUUGAUUUAUAUUUUUUUCACACGUGUAACAAAAUGUAUCUCAUGUGUAUGGUGGUAUAUAUUAUUUAUUGAUAUUU